UCAGGGUAACCUAGGUACCGCGUUCUUACCCACAAUGCAACGCGCUUGGUGGCGUUAUUGAAAGUAUAUUCCAAAUUCUCAAAUAUAAUGUAGAUUAUCGUUUGAGUAGAAGAUAAGGACAAAAGUAAGACAAGUAGUACUGCUAGUGUUAAUGAAUAAAGUAUCGAACAAUACGCAAUAACUAAGGCAAAAACAUGCGACUCGUCUGAGAAUCACCGCCAUUGGAUAACUCUUUCUUGUAAUGUUGCAGACAACUGAUGAUGGACGGAUAUAACACUGGGAAAGAAAAACUAUUCAAACCAAGAGAUUUCACCUCACCAGAUAUUUCCAAAAAACCCCAGGAUGACUUGGUGCCUCCAUCAUAUUUUGCAUCAAGUGUCCAGGCUACUACACUGCCUGCAAUGGAUCAAAUCUCAGACACACGGCAGCGUGUCUCCUGGAUGAACUCUACUGUCCCACUAGCUUUACCGAAAGAUCCAUGGCGUGUUUUCACUCAGAGCCAACGAGACGUAUCAACGCUGAGUAAAGAAAAUCAGUGCACCAGGGUGCUGCGAGGACACAACUUAGGAGGGGACACUCCAGAGGAUAACCCGUCAGAUUUGAGGACAAGAUCUACCGAGAGAGGCGAGCAGCCGUCCAGAUGGGAAGUAGAGUGGUGUCUGGAGGCUGAAAAGCACAAAGCAGAGGCUGAGCGGUUGUCGGAGCAGAUGGAGACCCUGAAGGAGGCUGAGCAGAGAUAUCGGGAAGAGAUGAGAGUCAAAGACAAUGCCAACAGCAGACAGAGUCACGAUUUGGAGACAAUGCAUCAAGAAAUAAGCAAGUUGAGGACUGAACACAGCCAAAUGAAAGAAGAGCUCAUGCACUGUCGUGCACAGAAGGAGACAAUAAGCUCAAAGCUACAAAUACUUCAGAGGGAGUCUGAUGAGGAACUUGUGAAGCUGAGGAAGAAGAGGGAAGCUAAAGGAGAGAUGAGCAGGCAGCAGGAGGCAGAAAACCAGUCUUUUAGAUUGUCACAGCAAUUGCAACAAAUGCAAGAGGAAGAGAUGAGACUCUUGCGCGACUCGUCUUAUGUGGAGUUAGAAGCGGCCCAAAAAUGUAAUAUUGAACUGCAGAGCAAAUUUCAGACUGUGAACCAGGAGGCGCUGCAGCUGAAAAGCAGUCUGACAAUGGUGUCUGCGGAGAGAGAUGAGCUAAAGGAACAACUAAGACAAACCAUACAAGCCAAUGAGACACUAUCGGAAACUUUGCAUAGCCUCCGGAAUUACAUUGGCAAGCCGGUCAAUGACAAAGGAGAGUUGGAAGAUGUUGAGAGGCUGACCAAAGAGAAUUCAGCAUUACAGAGAACCGCAGAGCUUUUGACUGUCAGAUUUAACUCCAUGAGUGAGAUUGUCUCCCUCCAAGAAAAUAAAAUGCUGAAGGAGGCUUCAAAAGACCCACUGGUGACAAAGCGACCUGAUGGCCUCCAUGCGCUUCACCUGUGGAGGAACAGGGUGUUCAAACUGAGCGUCCAGCUCCGCUUGAAGGACGUGGAGCUGCGACGCGAGAGGGAACAGCAUUUCUCACAGCUCAAAUUCAUGGAGCAACAGCUUCAGGAGGAGCAGCAUCGCACAACUCUCCUCCAGCGUAAUCUGGACGCCAAGAUAGCUGAGCUGGGCCAGGAGAAAGUGGAAAAGGAGACUUUGCAACAUAACUUGGCACAGGCUUGCAAAGAGAUCCAACAGCUGAAAGAAUGUCGUCUAAGCAAAGAGGCGGAAAUGAAAAGCACAACAGAGGCUGUGCACGGGUUUAGUCUUGCAUUUCACCAUCACAUGGUAAAAGUGGAUGCCGCACAAGCAAAACUCAACACCCUUGGUCAGAGGUUGAAUUUCGCCAGAGGCCGAGUAGAGACAGUCCAAGCUUUGUUCAUGAGGAGAGUUGCUCUGCACAAAGUCCAGCAGGCCAGUAAACCGACAGAACAGGCUGCUGAGAGCAUUAGACAUUUGCAGACAGAACUUAGUUUGGUGUCCAAAGAGAACAGCAAACUCAGGCAUGAGCUCAAAAGAACCCCAAAGUUGAUUGAAAAGGCAUUGGCCGACAUGAAAGAACAGUAUGAGAACAAGCUGGUGCAGAAGCAGCAGGAGCUAGAGCAGAGCUGCGUGGAGGUCCAGCAUGUCAUGUCUGGCAGAGAGGAGGUCCAGCAGAAUUUGCAGCAGGUCUUGGACCAGUUAGAGGACAGCAAGAUGACGCAGGAGAAACUCCAGUGUGAACUGCUCAGCCAGAAGGAGCACAACAAACAAGUCCUGGAGGCACGGAUAUUAGAGAUCGAGAGCCGCUGUGCUGAAAAGCUGAGCGAGAUGGAGGUCCAAGUCAAUACGGCUAAGAGAGAGCACACCAAAGUAGUUAAGUCUUUAGCGCAGUUUGAUGUACUAAGGAGGGACAGAGAAAUCGAAGAGAUGGAGCGGCACGGACGCCAACUGCAGGCUGUCGUGGCGCAGAGAGCGCCGAACACUAACAUUCCCAGAGCUUGCACCUCAGCUCUGCAAAAUGUUGCAGGAACUCUUUCAGACAAGAGUGGCAUUACGACUGGAGAACAAGAGGUGAGAUUUCGUACUCUUUUGAAGGAUCUCCAAGUGCUCAGUGCUGCGGUGCUAAACAGCUCAGAGGACUCUGAAGAAGAGGAGCACAGCUGAUUGGCCGCACAAAUAUUGUGGUUGUUGCGGUGGAGGACUCUAUAGCAUCUUUGCCAAAUUUUGGUGACCAUACAACGAUAUUGUCAAUGAAGACCUAAAGCUGAGAAUUAUUUAUUGUCUUUGGAAGUGCAUUUUUUUCCAUAGAAACCUUGUAUUUGUUUGCAUUAGAUGUACUUAAUAAAGUGUCCCAUGACUA
Molecule: messenger RNA, 2865 nt
Organism: Nerophis lumbriciformis (worm pipefish)
Lineage: Eukaryota; Metazoa; Chordata; Actinopteri; Syngnathiformes; Syngnathidae
Gene: cchcr1
Product: coiled-coil alpha-helical rod protein 1
Biological process (GO): protein export from nucleus; cell differentiation
Cellular component (GO): centriole
Source: RefSeq, a predicted model, not a curated record